UGCUGGUUUGUCAACGGACACCAUCACUUUGAAGUUGCUCUGGAAAAGACUACGAUUUCUACUAAAGAAAGGACGUUAAAGACUGGAAUUCAGGAUGUCAACUCGGCGACGAUACGGCUACUUCAGUUGUCCAAAAUGCAAGCGGGGCUGGGAGAGCGCACACGCCUGGUGCUAUGAGGACACGGAUGAGCCUUCUUCUGGCCAGCAGUGCCAGAAUCCAGGCUGUCCCAAGGAUUACAUCAAACCUUACAAGGUGGAGCGUCUGAAAUGUCCGAAAUGUGGGUCCAACGACGGCUGCCUUUGCGACCAUGAUGAUGACGAUGAGCGUCACAACGACCCGGAGAAGCCCCACCGGAGUGACCUGUGUGAGCGCUGCAGCAAAGGGCAGACCUGCAAGUUUCGUUGAGACAGCGACAGCGCACCCAGAUUUCAGCCUAUGUGGCUUAAAUAAUGUGACAACUUGCAAUUCAGCUUUAGGGGGAAAAAAGAAAUUGAUCAAACAAAAAUUCAAGCACUUUGAUUUCCUAGUAAUGUACGACCAAAAGUAAAGGACGAUCAUGGUUGUGUUUGUUUUCUACUCUUUAAUUUAGUAUAUUUCGCCUAGAGAAAACAAAUUAAGAUAAAUACGCAAAUAUAACAUGGCAAGACUUCCAAAAAUAAAUAAAUCUAGACUGCAACUAACCCAAAUGGAGAGAUGACUUAUUUUUGAAAUCAACAAUUGAAAUAUUUUAUCCAUUUUAACUGUUCUUGUUUCUCUUCCGUGGACAGUGUGGCCGUUUCAUGCUACUCUGACAAUCACCAUGCCACAAAAAUCCCCAUUAUUGUAUACACCAAUGCAGUGUGCAAACAAAAUCAUGAACUACACGUGGAGGAACAAAUUUGUCCACGGUGUAGCCAGGCAAAUAGCAAGGAACAAGGUAUUGCCUUUCCCAACAUGUUUACAAUCAUGUACCACCUGUAAUUAACAAAGAACAAAAUUAUUUUGAUAAUGAAAUGUUUACAGCAGGCACAAAAUAUUCAUAUACUAAUCAAUCCGUACCAAUAAAGUGUUGUUCAAAUCGUAUUUAGUUAUGAAACUAUGCACGCUAACAUUA
Messenger RNA from Patiria miniata (bat star), 1094 nucleotides. RefSeq names its product zygote arrest protein 1-like. Gene Ontology annotation, cellular component: cytoplasm. Gene Ontology annotation, molecular function: mRNA base-pairing post-transcriptional repressor activity. Lineage: Eukaryota; Metazoa; Echinodermata; Asteroidea; Valvatida; Asterinidae. Gene Ontology annotation, biological process: translation. The record is from RefSeq and is a predicted model, not a curated record. The coding region runs from base 95 to 406 and encodes 103 amino acids. The transcript has 3 exons.